Molecule: messenger RNA, 3628 nt
Organism: Aedes albopictus (Asian tiger mosquito)
Lineage: Eukaryota; Metazoa; Arthropoda; Insecta; Diptera; Culicidae
Exons: 2
Coding region: 235-1581 (448 amino acids)
Source: RefSeq, a predicted model, not a curated record
AGCCGAGGGAGCUAUAGUGGUUUUAUAGUACGUGAUGCCAUCAAAAUGUUCCGAAUUGUGACUUUUAUUAGCGGGUAGAAGUCAACCCUUUGGGAGGAACGAAGAGUGAUUGUUAGUGCAUAGCGGCUUGUGAGUUUACGCUGCGUCGGUGUACCUACGGGAAAUUUUAUUUAGUGCAAGUGGAUUCUUAUGGUGCCAAGGCAUUGGAAAACAGUGUGUAACUAAUUAAAAAACAUGAAUCGUACCAAAAGUAAAAACCAACGGAAGGCGAACUCAAAACCGGCGAAGGGAAACUGUUCAGAGCAGGUUACCCAAGCGCCGGACCAAAGUGGAAUGAUGACGACGACGGCGACGACGACGCCGCCAAGGGGCAAAGCGAGUCAUCGUAGUGGAAAACAGGGAAGUAAAUUCAAGAAUGUUUCUGCUAAGGUGGACACGGGUCGCUCGACUGACGUGAAACCAACCGAAUGUAAACAGCAAGAUGAACCAGUGAUUGACCUACCACAAAAGAUGGAAAGGGCAAACAGUUUUAGUCUUACGCGUAAACUGUCUAAAAUCUACCACAAACUCAGUGCGAGUCGUGAAAGUUUGACUUCUAGUACUGGAGAAGAACCUACUAAACCGUUUCAGUUUACUCGAAGUCUCAGUUUAUCCUCUAUCCAACUAAAGAAGAACUACAGACGUAGUCAAAAUGAAUCCAAUCUGGUGAAACUACACGAGGAUGCUAUUUUAGAGCACGCUGAACAUAAUGACGAGCCGCCUCCUGUACCGGAUCGAAGAUCAGUGCCUGUGAAAGUAGAAGUUCCUAAACUUGAACGUUCAAACAGUAUUAUUGCUUCCUUCCGUCGGAAGAUCAGUUUUCGAUCCGAAAGUAAACCAAAAAUGCCAUCCAAGUGGAACACUUCCCUUCAAAAUCUGCGCCAAGAAGACUACAUGGUCAGCUAUCAUGACCUUAGUUUUGUUGAUUACGACCAGUUCAACCAAUACGAGACCCAUCUGGAGCGAAGAUUAAGUGCAAGUCAGAGUGAUUUAUCCGCGAGAAGACCUGCGUCAAUUGCUUCCUCAUUACCUAUAAAUGAAGCGUCCAAUGUUUCGGUAAUCAAACGACGUCAAAAAACGGAUCACGACCUACGGCGGAAGACGCUGGUUCGACACAGUUUCGAUUUUGAAAACAAUCUAGACCUGGACAAAAACCUAUACCGCAACAGUAUCGACGACGAGAAGUUGAAAUUCCUGAGCAAAAUAAACCGCAAAUCGUUUCGUUGGAGUGCGAAUGUCGAACGCGAUGUGGACGCCCUCAAUUUGGAUAGUUUGGAUCAGUUAAAUGUGACGAAGAAGCCUUCCGAAGUUCUUGUGCACUCUGUAUCGGCGGAAGGGGCACUCGAUGUGUGUGAUAGUGGCAUGGUGGAUGGGGGUGAAAGUGAAAGGGUUGUUGAGAAGCAAAAGAGCUCGCCAGAUAGUUCAAGUGUAGGGUAUGUGAGCCGCAGCGAGAGCAUGAAGCGUUCAAAAUCUUGCAACGACAACACUGUUGAAAUGAACCGGCCGUUUGAACAGGUGAGUGCACAUUUAUUGGGGGAGUAGGAGGCCAGCAAUAAAAUAACUUCAAGCUUAGCAGCUCCAGACGGGAAGGGUAAUCAAUGUAGAAAGGCAUUUUCAUCGAUAAGAAUGGAAUGUUAUCGUGAAUGAUUCAAAUUAUCAAUUUUAAAGCGAAAUUACAAAAAAAAAAAGUUGGCUGCCGAAACACAAGCUGUAAAAAAAAGAUAUCAAUGUACUGUAACAUAAAAGAGCCACAGCGUGGCACAUGUUACAUGUUACAGCCCCUGGCUUCUUUAUAAGUGUUGAGAUAAUUCCAUAUUCGGAAUGCGUACGCGUAACUGGACCGGAACCCAAAUUUUCAUAAAUCAAUUUUUAAGUUUGUAUGAAAGCGAUUUAAUGAAUUACCCCUUAUUGGGUUUUGUACUGGGUGGAGCCGUCAAGCGGUUGCGUAGCUGUCAAAAGGCAAUACCAAAAAAUCUCUUUGUAAUGAAUUUUAAGUGUCAAAAAAGCUCUAAAAUUCUCAAAAAAAAAUCACAGAGGCAUUCGUAAACAAAUAAUUAAAUUGUUUUCAAAUUGAAAAAUCCAAUUGCAGUGUUUAACCUCUUGUUAAAUUUAACCUGGUCGUUCUCAGACUUAUUUACAUUGGAGUAUUGCCAUAGUUUAUUAUUUAUUAGUUUAUUUCUUUUUUCUCAAACCGUAUGAUACGAAAGAUGUACCGUAAACCGGAGCCAAAAUGAUCUUUCUUUCUGUUGGAUAAAGUGUACUUUAAAUAGCAUUCCUUGCAAAUAUCGUAUUGUACGUGGAAUCAGCCCGACUCUUGAAGAGAAAUUAUUAACGAAUUUCGCGCCAACUCGACCAGCGAUUGGCAGCACCCUCUCAGAAUCGAACGAAACUUGGUGAGCAUAAACAAUAGGCCUUUCUAUGCAACUGUGCACACUUUGUUUUUGGAAAUUUGUCAGGAGUAAUAUUUGAAGAGGGCCUAAUUUUACCUACAUUUUCUCCAAACAAUGUUGCUGUGACAUAUUUAACAAAAAAAAGUUUUUCUAACAAAAACGUUUUCAUAUCUACAUUGAGUGAAUAUUUUACAUCGUGCUUCGUGCCAACAUGGCUAUAUGUAGGCAUAUACCUAUAGUCAUAUAGUUUUCCCAUUACAAGAUUCAAGCUCAUUGAGCGCCUCCUUAGGAUGCAGCCAGAGUAGACACGUCAAGCGACGCGAUGCGGCGCAGCGCGAUUUUAACGCGAUUGCCAACGCGACUUGAUAGCCACAGUGAACGCGAUGCAACGCGUCUGUGCGCAAAAUGUUUUUAUUUAGUUUCCAUCACAUUUUCAGUAUUCAAUGAUUUACGGUACGGGACACAGAGUGAAAUGCUUUCCGAUAGUUUUGUGAUGAAGAUCAAUCACAACAAACACGCAAAGCAAGCAAAAACUAAACGGUUAAUUGUGUCGAUUCGAAUUUAAAAACGGGAUAAUUUUCAUUCAGUAUAUCCAUUAAAAUCAUCAUUCAGCUGUGUUAUCUCUGUACGGUCGGGGUUUUCGUUCAGUGUAUUUGAUGUUUGGCGGUGCGAUAAUCGCAAAUUUGUUACAUUUAUCGGAAUUGCAGUUGAAAAACAUUGUAUUAAACCGUUUGCACCGACCGAUCGUCAACUGUACCUUUAAACGCCUGCUUUCUUUCCCCACAUGGUUUGCAUAACAUUUUUAGUACUGUAGUAUUUCCUUUCUGUCAUAUAUUAAACUGGUUCCGCGUCAUUUGGCCGAAUGCCACUUGGCCGAAUGCCGUUUGGCCGAAAAUAAAUGAUGAACUUAAGUGACCAUUAGGCCGUCCCUUAUUUUGCAAAAUUUAAAAAUGUUAUAAGUUCGUUAGUGGAAAAUGAUCGUUUUAGCUAAAAAAUGAUCGUGUCAAAAUUUGAAGUCCGUAUCUCAAGGCUAAGUGGUCCCUCAAGGGGCCUAAAGUUGUCAAAAAAUGUAUGGGACCAAAAAAACAUGAUUUUUUUUUUCGACAAAACAAAUACGCUAUUCCACUAAAACCGGUGAUUUUAGGAUCCUAAAGGGCGAAAAAUGUGCUUAGAUUUGCGCUAUCUCUACUCGUUUCCAA